UUUUUAUCGUUCGAUAUGUUGUUACAUAUUUUCGUGAUAGGGUUUUGUUUGAAUAUAAGUGUGAGCGGACAAGGUUUACUUCCUAACGGGGAUCCCUUUUUUUGUGUGCCACCUGGAAUAUGUCCAGAUUCUGGAGGAAUCGACCCAAGAAUUAUGACACCAACUGGAACGAACACUCCCGGUCUAGCCACAUGUCCUGUGGGAAGGGUACCAUGUUAUGCGCAGGGAAGUAUGAGCAACUGCGGUUUGAGAUUGGUGAGGGUUCCGAAUGCUCCAGAUGGCGAAGCUCCAUAUGGCGCUUAUCCUUGGCAAGCGUUCAUGGCAGGACCCAGUGGAAACUUCAUAGGAAGCGGAUCUUUACUCAGCCCUUACCACGUCCUUACAGCUACUCAUAAAGUUUUACAAUACGUAGCGAACCCAUCGCAACUGACCGUCAUUAUGGGCGUCAACGAUCCAGCAAGAAUAAAUGCUACAAACCCUAGAUCGAGAGCAGCCCAGAUUUUCAUAUUCAACGCCACGACUUACAACAAUUCAACGCUCAAGAAUGACAUCGCCAUUGUAAGACUGGCGACACCUAUAAGUCUGAUAGGACAGACUUCCGUGAAUACGAUCUGCCUACCAGCUGCUACUUCAAACGCCACAACCUACAUGAGACCUCAAAGGUGCUUAGUCUCUGGAUGGGGUCAAACGCAACCCACCCUUACGGCAGUUCCAACGAGGCUGAAGCAGGUUGCCCUCACGACUACCGAUAUAGCAACUUGCGCGAGAGGUUUUGCAGGAAUAGUCAACACGGCUGUCUACUUGGACCAGACGGGUGGUCAGUUAUGCGCUGGUGGCGAAGCCCAGAAGGAUGCCUGUUUCCAAGAUGGCGGCGCGCCUCUGACAUGCGGGGCAGGUACAGUCUCUUCGAGAUACGUAGUGGCCGGUAUAGUCAUCUGGGGAAAGAGUUGCGGUCAACCGGGAGUAUUCGGAGUCUACACAAAUGUACCAUUUUACUACAGAUGGAUAGUUCAAGUGAUUACGCAAAGGAUAACAUGAGAUGGGGCAGUUUUCUAGA
Molecule: messenger RNA, 1057 nt
Organism: Coccinella septempunctata (seven-spotted ladybird)
Lineage: Eukaryota; Metazoa; Arthropoda; Insecta; Coleoptera; Coccinellidae
Product: tryptase gamma-like
Exons: 6
Coding region: 16-1038 (340 amino acids)
Biological process (GO): proteolysis
Molecular function (GO): serine-type endopeptidase activity
Source: RefSeq, a predicted model, not a curated record